CGAUCGAGGACCGAAUGGAAUUGUCAAAACAGCAGCGAUUGCAUCAGCUGGAGCAGCAAGUCCAGCAGCUGAAGCAGCAACUGCUGCUGCGGCAGCAGCAAUUACAACAGCAGCAGCCGCAGCCGCAGCCGCAGCGAAGAAAUUUUAGAAGAGGAGCUGGGCGGUCGCGUGGCCGGUGGUACGCCAGGCGGGCGAACUACCGCGGACAAGGAGUAAAUAAAUACUGUUUUCUUUAAAUAAAUAAAUAAAAUAAAAUACUUUAUCAAAUGUGUAUUGAUUGUUUAACAAGUCCUUUUUUCAGGUUCUAAGUUACUUUAUAAAAGUAUUUAUGGCGAAUUCGAUUGGAUGCACUAGUGCGCACUGAGUGCAUACUAAGGCUUGGUUACAAUCACUUUUUAUAAGAAGAAACAUAAGAAUAUAAAUAUAAAAAUUGACCGUACACAAGCCUUGGUGUGCACUCAGUGCGCACUAGUGCAUCCAAUCGAAUUCGCCAUUAGUUAGUAUUUAGUUUCCGUUUUAGGCAUCGUGGCACCAGAGAGGAACCUGAGAGCGGCCAUGCCCCUGUAUUUUGUGUAACGCUGUUCGGUCGCUGAUUCGAGCGCCAUCGCAUCCACUUUUUGUGGAUGUCGAGAACUACGAAGCCACAUCCACUUUCGCGCGGUGUACAUCCACUUUACUGUCGAUAAGUAGUUACUCGAAUUGGUGCGAAUGUGCCAACACAUUAACAAACUGCUGAAAAGCGACGAAAAUGACAUAUGUUAAUAACAAUACGCGCAUAGAGAAGUGUUCACAUCUAUUAAGAUAUGUGCAUUCGUAUAAAAAUUACAAAAAUACGCAAAAAUACACAAUUCUAAGAAGAAUUUAUAUAAAAUAUUAUUAGGGUAAGAGGUACAGUUAUUGAUAGGGAUAUAGUUAUUGAUAGGGAUACAGUUAUUGACACAUUAACUCUUUUAACUUAAAUUU
Messenger RNA from Ooceraea biroi (clonal raider ant), 963 nucleotides. RefSeq names its product forkhead box protein P2-like. The record is from RefSeq and is a predicted model, not a curated record. Lineage: Eukaryota; Metazoa; Arthropoda; Insecta; Hymenoptera; Formicidae.